AUGGAGUAUCGCCCCAGAUUCAGAUACUGGCUCCCAGAUGCAGAUGUCGACCACGAUAUUCUCAAAAACGACAUUCAGGACCUCAAGAAACUAGGCGCCGGCGGUCUAGAAUUUGUCCCAUUUUACAACUACGGCUUCGGCGGCGUGAACGAUUCCAAACUAGAAACCUAUGCCUUUGGUAGCCCUGCAUUCAAGAAUGUUCUGCAAAUUGCGCUUGAAGCUACCAAGGCGAAUGGCUUGUCGAUUGAUGUGGCCCUCGGUGCUAGCCAAGGUCAAGGUGUUCCCUCGAAGCCACUCACCCCUGGUCUUGCCGUGCAGCUUGUCUACGGUAAGACUUCUGUUAAAGGAGGAGCCAAGUUCGACGGGGCCUUGCCCGCAGCCGAUAUCAACUGGAAUGAGAAUCUGGGCUAUAUCCAUCCCCAGGAGAAAUUUGGCGGCAACCGUCUGAUUGGAGUUUCCGCGGCUGCUGUUGCUUCUAAGAACGUCUCAGGUGACAAUACAUACGUCUCCCUCCAUGAGAAGUCACUUGUCGACCUUACCAAGCAUGUCAAGGACGGAAAGAUCACAUGGACUGCGCCAACCGAUCACAAAGAGUAUGUGCUAUUUGCACACUACGAGCGCUACACCAACCAGAGAUCCGCAGAUGGUGUGCCCACCAGUGUAAUCGCAAACGGCUCCUGGGUAACAGACCAUUUCAGUGCCACAGGUGCAAAGCUAGCGGCUCAAUUCUGGGAGAAGAACCUACUUUCUACUCAGAUUCGCCAGCUACUGAAAGAGGUCGGCAAGCACACUUGGGAGGAUAGUAUGGAGAUUCAGGCUUCACUCUAUUGGUCUCCAGGUUUCCUUGAUAACUUCAAGACUAAGCGUGGAUACAACGUGAUCAAGUAUCUUCCAUUACUAUUUCACAAGUCUACGUCUUUCCAGGCUGCUCGCGCCCCUUACAACACCACUUUCAUCCUUGACAACAUUCCAGACAAUGGACAAAGCAAGUAUCUCCAGGACUAUCGUACGACCUUGAAUGAAGGCUACCAAGAGUAUUUGCAAGAAUUUGAGAACUGGGCUGAAUCUCUGGGUCUAUCACACUCAUGCCAGGUUGGAUAUGGCGUUCCUUUGGACGUGCUCGCCGAUGUUCCCAUCGUUUCUGUCCCCGAGCUCGAGUCUUUGGGCUUCUUGACGCCUGAUCAGAUGUCUCAGUUUGUCGGUCCCGCGCACUUGGGACGUCGCAACAUCAUCUCCACAGAAAUUGGGGCCGUCUCAGCCGGAGCUUACAGUCAGACUAUCCCCUCCCUCGUCAACCUCUUUCACGAAGCAUUCGCAGGCGGUGUCAACGCCAUGAUGAUUCACGGAAUGACAUACACUGGACAACAACUCGGAUCUACCUGGCCUGGAUUCACACCAUUCCAGUUCAUCUACACCGAAAUGUGGAGCCCCAAGCAACCAGCUUGGAACUACAUGUCAGCGAUGAUCGACUACACUGCCAGAAACCAAUUUGUAUUGCAGAAGGGAGUUCCGAAGAAGGAUCUGGUCUUUUACCUGUACAAGAAUCCCUAUGGCAUGGAGGACCAGUAUAACGGCACCGAUCUUCGUACUCGUGGCUUUACCUAUGAGUACCUGUCGCCGGCCAACUCUGGCUCAAAGGCCCUCAAGGUCUCCAACAAGGUAUUGGACCCUUCUGGUGCUGAGUACCGCGCUCUUGUACUCGACCAGCAACACUUCAUCACUGCCGAGGCAGCGCAAAAGCUUGUCGAGUUGGCCGAUGCAGGGCUCCCAAUCGUCGUCAUUGGAAGUCUCCCCAACACCACCAUCGGAAGCAACGGGCAGGAUAUUGUGUCUAAGAGUGUCGCAAAGCUCCAAGGAUCCAAGCACUCCAACGUCGCCUUCAUCAAAUCAUCUGAUGAUCUAUUUGGCGCACUCGACAAGCUUUCUGUCCAGCCACGAGUCAAGACGGGCUCCGAAGCUGCGGGGAACCUGUACACCGUGUGGAGGUCAGACAAGGGCUCGGACUAUCUUUUCCUCGUCAACCAAGGGUCUUCGGCAACUUUUGAAAUCACGGCUGAAGUUGAACAGGGCAAGGUCCCUUACAGACUCAACGCAUGGACAGGACAGCAAGUUGCUAUGGUAUCUUUCAAGCCGUCCUCGGGCAAGGUCACCUUCGAAGUAUCUUUGAAGAAAGACCAGACGGCGAUUAUUGCGUUCACCAGUAAGAAGUCAAAGACAAGUAUUGUCUCACAGUCUAAGAAUGUCAUCGAUACUUCCUAUGACUCUACUGGCGAUGGUCUCACUGUUGUAUUGGGAGAUACCAAAGCAGCGUCCUUGACUCUAUCGAAUGGACAAACCAAGAAGGUUCCCGCCAUGAGUAGUAGCGACAAGAAGAAGCUCCUCAACAUCGACAUCAGUAACUGGAACUUGACUCUUGAAUCUUGGGUUCCUGGUCCUGACGAGACAAAGUCAGCCUCUAUCAAGAAAGCGAUGAACCUAGGCAUUCAGAAGACAUUGAAGCCCUGGUCUGAGAUCUCUGGAGCGCAAAAUGUAUCAGGAGUCGGUACAUACACAACCACCUUCCAGGUCCCACAAGUCCCAAGCAAGGAUUCCAUCGUCGUACUGCAAUUUGGUCCCGUGCUCAACACCAUUCAAGCAUGGGUCAACGACAAGCAGCUUCCAGCGAUUGACAUUUACGACGCUCAAGUCGAUGUAUCGGAUUAUCUUGUUUCUGGAUCCAACACUAUCCGGGUUGAAGUGGCAUCUACUCUGUUCAAUGCGGUCAAGGCAAGAGUGAAUUAUGUCAAGGCGAAUGGUAUCGGCCCAGCUGCACCUGCCCUGUAUACUUCUGCAGAUUGGCAAAAGCAUGGCCUGGUUGGACCGGUGUCUUUGAAGUCUCUGCGAAAGGUCAAUUUGUAA
Molecule: messenger RNA, 2898 nt
Organism: Fusarium graminearum PH-1
Lineage: Eukaryota; Fungi; Ascomycota; Sordariomycetes; Hypocreales; Nectriaceae
Exons: 6
Coding region: 1-2898 (965 amino acids)
Source: RefSeq, a predicted model, not a curated record